Messenger RNA from Podospora bellae-mahoneyi, 3230 nucleotides. RefSeq lists its product as uncharacterized. Gene Ontology annotation, biological process: sphingosine biosynthetic process; ceramide catabolic process; long-chain fatty acid biosynthetic process. Gene Ontology annotation, molecular function: N-acylsphingosine amidohydrolase activity. Lineage: Eukaryota; Fungi; Ascomycota; Sordariomycetes; Sordariales; Podosporaceae. The coding region runs from base 499 to 2826 and encodes 775 amino acids. Gene Ontology annotation, cellular component: extracellular region. The record is from RefSeq and is a predicted model, not a curated record. The transcript has 3 exons.
GUGACUGACUGCGGGGUUGGCUGCUGAAGAGCAGAGGGGAGGAGGAAACCAAGUGCAACGUUUGUCCAUAUGAUGUCUCGAUAGGCUGUCAUAAGUGGAAAACACGUCCGAUCGACAUGCCUUUUUACUGAGGAGGGCUUAACAUGGUGAUGAUUUUGCUGCCCACUUCCCGGAAUAUCUUUUUGUGGGGAAGGCACAUUACCACGUCGUGGAACCAAUAAUCCAUCGACAACCUUUUAGCUUUAUUUUGGAGAUACCUGAACUUGUUGGACCGGGAAUAGCUGAACAGGGGGGGAGGGGGAGGUUACACUCAACUUGGCCUUUUGUUAGCUCCAAGCAGCGUAUGCAAGUGGCCAUUGAGACAGGUUGUCUGAGCUACCUUACCUAUGGUUACUGUCAUGGAACUUUGUGGACCAAUCUCGUUGGGGAAGCGGCCGGGUAAGGUAGGUGGUGGUCGAGAUUGGGGAAUCAUGGGAGAUCGGUUGGAUUAAAUGGUGGAUGGCUUCCCCCCAACCACACGAUCGCAGGACACCACCUCUUCCCUUCCUCCUCUCUUUCUGUCUUUCUCCGAGUCGGUCGUUUGCUCGAUCGGUCUGGUCAAGUCAGUCAGUUGCAAUGUCGCCAACCAGAGGACAGACUAUUGUGUCCACGUUUGCCAGCAUUUUCCUGUUCGCUCUUCUUGCCUUCACGCAGCUAGCUACCGCCCUCCCCAGCAGCAGUCAUGGCUCCCAAAAACGAGCAGUCGGCGACAAGUAUCUUAUCGGUGUGGGCAAAGCAGAUAUCACCGGUCCGGUGGUAGAGAUCAACUUUGCUGGUUACGCCGACACAGCUCAAACUGGCACUGGUCUCCGCCAACGAUUAUACGCUCGCGCCUUCAUCAUCGGGGAGGUGUCCAACCCCGCCAACCGGUUUGUUUACCUUGUUCUGGAUACCAUGUCCGGCGAUACCGCCGUCCGCCGUGGGAUUUUGGAGGGCAUCACUGCCCAAGGGACAGGGUACAGCAUGUACAAAGCCGGCAAUGUAGCUGUUACCGGCACACAUUCACAUUCUGGUCCCGGAGCCUGGUUCAACUACUUGCUCCCCCAAAUCACGAGCUUGGGUUUCGACAAGCAGAGUUACAAGGCUAUCGUCGACGGCGCCGUUUUGGCUGUCAAGCGGGCGCACGAGGGCCUUCAGGAGGGCUACCUCGACUUUGGCACCACCAGAAUCGAAGACGCAAACAUCAACCGGAGUUUGUACUCGUACUUGGCCAACCCUGCCGCGGAACGGGCUCAGUAUGGGGAUGACAGUGUGGAAAAGAUUAUGACGUUGUUGAGGUUCCAGAGGGCGUCGGAUGGGAAGAAUAUCGGGGUGUUGACUUGGUUUCCGGUCCAUCCUACUUCAAUGCAGGGGAAUAAUACCCAUGUGACGGGGGAUAACAAGGGGUUGGCGGCUUAUUAUUUUGAGAGGAGCGUGAGGGGUGACAGUGCGGUUGCCGAAGGGUUUGUGGCUGGGUUUUCGCAGGCAAAUAUGGGGGAUUCGUCGCCGAAUGUGUUGGGCGCUUGGUGUGAUGAUGGGUCCGGGCAGAUGUGCGAUUUUGAGACGAGUACGUGUGCGGAUGGGAAGAGCCAGGCUUGUCGGGCGAGGGGACCGGCGUUUGAAAAGUUGGAUUUGGGGGUGGCGAGCUGUGAGAUUAUUGCGCAGAGGCAGUUUGAUGGGGCUAAGAGUCUCUAUACUUCUCUUGCUUCUUCAUCGACUCCUGUCACAGGCGCCUCUGUCCGCUCGUUCCACUACUUCCAGGAUAUGCGCUACUACACCUUUCCCCUUGCCAACGGCACUCUCGUGCAAACCUGCCCUGCUGCGUUGGGACACUCCUUUGCUGCCGGCACGUCUGACUGGCCCGGCGCAUUUGACUUCACCCAGGGCGACUCCGGUGCGCCCAACAACCCGUUCUGGUCUGUUGUCGGUGGUUUGCUCAAGGCGCCUUCUCCCCAACAGAAGGCCUGCCAACAGCCCAAGCCUGUCCUCCUCAAUGUAGGCGAGAUGGACGUCCCCUAUGCCUGGAGCCCCAACAUUAUGGAUAUUCAAUCUUUCCGUGUGGGGCAGUUCAUUAUCGUUGUCUCUCCUGUCGAAGUCACCACCAUGGCUGGCAGAAGGUGGAAGGCUGCUGUGAAGAACGCGGCUGCUUCUGAGCUGUCCUUGGGAACCGAACCCUACGUCGUAUUGGGAGGUCCAGCAAACACUUACUCCCACUACUUGACAACCCCAGAGGAGUACCAGAUCCAGCGAUACGAAGGAGCUUCGACUCUCUUUGGUCAGUGGGCGCUCCCCGCAUUUGUCAACCUCACCCUCCGUGGCCUGCCGUAUCUCUCGUCGUCUUCCAGCUCCCAGCCGACUUUCGGCUCUCCAGCACCCCCAGACAACCGCGAAAACUCGCUCAGCUUCAUCACUGGCGUCGCGUUUGACGGCGAGCCCAUCGGGAAGAAGUUCGGGGACGUCCUCACUCAGCCUGCUGCGUCGUACACCCGCGGUCAGGUGGUGAGUGUUCGAUUCCAGGGUGCGAACCCGAGGAAUAACUUGAGACUUGAGGGGACGUAUGCCGCGGUCGAGAAGCAGGUCAAUGGGCAGUGGACGAGGGUGCUGAGUGAUGAGGAUUGGAAGCUGGUGUAUACUUGGAAGAGGACGAACUGGGCUUUGGGGCACAGCGAGGUGACGAUUACCUGGGAGACGAGCGCGACGGAGGACAGUGCGGGGACGUAUAGGGUGAGGUAUCAUGGUGAUUCGAAGCCGUUGAUUGGGAGUAUUAAGGCUUUUGAGGGGCUGUCGAAUAGUUUUACGCUGAGUUGAGGGGGAUAAAGAGGGGUUGAUGGGUAGAUGAGAUGAUGACUGGAAUGAACAAGACAAUAAAUAGCCGUUAAACAGAACACUGGCUGCGACUUUGUGGUGUGAAGGAUGUGGAGGGGGGUGAUGAGGGUAUAUGGAGCUUUAGGAAAUAGCAGUGUGCGACCUACAAUCGUCAAAGAUGAACUAUAAAGUAAGUUGAAUCGAUGAUUAACUCGGUAACCUAGGUACUUAGUAGACUACGGUACUUUAGGAUAAGUCUCAACUGGUGAGAUGAUGGGGACUUGGCCGCUGAAGCAACCGACAACAUUAGUUCAAAGAAUUAUUAGCUGUCUUGUCGAGGUAUUUAAUCAAUCGCUAAAGUAAUCCACAGCUUUAUCGCCAACAGGACCCAGGACCGGAUCGACGAC